Molecule: messenger RNA, 749 nt
Organism: Colletotrichum graminicola M1.001
Lineage: Eukaryota; Fungi; Ascomycota; Sordariomycetes; Glomerellales; Glomerellaceae
Exons: 2
Coding region: 176-595 (139 amino acids)
Source: RefSeq, a predicted model, not a curated record
GACUCGAGCUACGGUGCCCUCCCGCUGUUCCUUGGAACCAAUCAUUUGUCAACACGCAGGCUCGGUCGGCUCCCGCCAACCCUCCGUCUUUCUUGGAACCACGCAAAUUCGGGCUUUUCUUCUUUUUUUUUUUUUUCCUACCCCGGCACACUACAUACGUGACAAGUAUCCAUACAUGUUAGGGACGGCUUUACUUCCGGUACCCUGGCCAGGCACCUCAAACUACGAUGCUAUCCGGCCGAAGUUUUUUCCCCUGUUAGGAUUGUCCUUCCUCGUUUACCACUACUCGUUUGCAAUUCGACUCGUGUUCGCCUUGUCCGGAACUUUUCGCUCGGUCUCGGUCGCAGUAACCACCUCACCAAUUCACUUGUCCAUUGGUUGGCACCAUUUUCCAUCGAUUUCUCUCCGCGAUUACAGUAGGCAUGGCAACCAACCAGGCACCAAUUCAGUUACCAGGUCGCUUCAGGCACCCAGCAACCCAACCAGCUUAGGACUGGUUAAUGAGAGCGGGAGCACGGCGGGUAGGAGAACAGAUCUCGAUCACGCUUCAUGGCGGAAGUGGCGGGCGGUACUUGAGUGCUCAGGUACCUUCUAGUGGCUGCAUCUGCUAGUCUUGGCGAAGUGACCGGGGAUGGGACAGAAACUAAACCUUGGCAUCCGGCCUUUCCCUCCUUACCUCAACCCGACAGGUUCUUUCUAUCUUAUCUUUGCCUCCUUCUUAAGCCCUUCCUGAAACUACUGUACUCUUG